Messenger RNA from Vitis riparia (riverbank grape), 1627 nucleotides. Its product is annotated as putative UDP-rhamnose:rhamnosyltransferase 1. Lineage: Eukaryota; Viridiplantae; Streptophyta; Magnoliopsida; Vitales; Vitaceae. Gene Ontology annotation, molecular function: UDP-glycosyltransferase activity. The record is from RefSeq and is a predicted model, not a curated record. The transcript has a single exon. The coding region runs from base 137 to 1534 and encodes 465 amino acids.
ACAUUGGUUGUUACAGAGUAGCAAGUGUUACUAUUUAUAACCUGGAUUCGCAUGAGAAGUUCAUCUUCUUCAAAUCUAAAGUUGGGGUUUUCACAAAGUUUUUCUUCAAAUAUUUGAACCGCAUCUUCUUCACGUUAUGGCUGGUAAUAUGCAUGUAGUGAUGGUUCCAUGGUUGGCGUUUGGCCACAUGAUCCCACAUCUUCAGCUAGCCAUUGCCUUGGCUGAAGCUGGAAUCCAUGUCUCAUUCAUAUCAACUCCAAGGAACAUCCAGAGGCUCCCUAAGCUUUCACCAACUCUACUACCGCUAAUCAACUUGGUGGCGCUGCCAUUACCGGCGGUUUUGGGCUUGCCGGAAGGCUGUGAGGCCACCGUCGACCUUCCCUUUGAGAAAAUCAAGUACUUGAAGAUUGCCUAUGCUUUAUUAAAACAACCCUUGAAGCGCUUUCUGGAGGGUGCAUCUCCGGAUUGGAUGAUCGUUGAUCUGCCGGUGGAUUGGGCGGCGGAGGCUGCUAGAGAGUGUGGUGUCCCCCUCCUGGCUUUCACUAUGUUUACUUCUGCCUCAAAUGUUUUCUUUGGGCCUCCAGAGUACCUGACCGGUGAUGGUCAGAGGAGGGUUCGACCUUCACCGGAAAGUAUGACAACACCGCCAGAGUGGGUCACUUUUCCAUCCCUGGUGGCCUACCGGGAAUUUGAGGCGAGAGGUGCCCACCCUGGUUUCUAUGGAGACAAUUCCUCGGGGACCACUGAUGCCGAUCGGAUCGCCACGACACUAAGUGCAUGUGACGCAGUGGCCAUCCGCAGCUGCAGGGAGUUUGAAGGUGAGUAUCUGAGUAUCUACCAAAAAAUGCUAAGAAAGCCAGUGAUUCCGGUCGGUCUGCUUCCACGAGAAGGAAGCCAUGAAAUCACAAAUCAAGCAUGGAGGAAGAUCUUUAAGUGGCUAGAUGAACAAAAGCCAAAGUCGGUUGUAUUUGUAGGGUUUGGGAGUGAGUGUAAGUUGAGCCAAGAUCAAGUUCACGAGAUAGCUUAUGGACUAGAGCUAUCCGAAUUGCCAUUUCUUUGGGCACUCAGAAAACCCAAUUGGGCUAUUGAAGAUGUCGAUGCCCUACCUUCCGGUUACAGUGACCGGACCUCCGGCAGAGGGGUGGUGUGUAUGGAAUGGGCACCCCAGAUGGAGAUUCUGGCACAUCCAUCGAUUGGGGGGUCCUUGUUUCAUUCUGGGUGGGGUUCAGCGAUUGAAACCAUGCAAUUUGGGCACUGUCCUAUUGUAUUGCCUUUUGUAAUUGAUCAAGGGCUGAAUGCAAGGCUGCUUGUGGAGAAAGGUAUGGCCGUGGAAAUAGAGAGAGGCGACGAUGGAUCAUUUAGCAGGGAUGACAUAGCCAAGUCUUUGAGACUAGCCAUGGUGAUGGAGGAAGGCGAGAAACUGCGGAUUCGUGCAAGAGAAGCAGCCAUGAUCUUUGGUGACCAAAAGCUGCAUCAGAGCUACAUUGAUGAGUUGGUCAAGUAUUUGAAAGGUGGGAUUGCAAAGGAGAAGUGAUCACCAAGUCUAUGGUAGAUAAGAAGGUUUCUAUUAUAUCUGGGAAGGAAAAAUGUUCAAAAAUUAUCUAUCAAGUAUUUUAUUUUAUUAUUU